This is a messenger RNA of Thermothielavioides terrestris NRRL 8126, 1963 nucleotides long. RefSeq lists its product as uncharacterized. The record is from RefSeq and is a predicted model, not a curated record. The coding region runs from base 73 to 1554 and encodes 493 amino acids. The transcript is spliced from 3 exons. Lineage: Eukaryota; Fungi; Ascomycota; Sordariomycetes; Sordariales; Chaetomiaceae.
GACGGAGACCUGGGCUCUCUUUUUGGUGACGGCGACGACUGCGGCGAUGACGCCGAACUGGCUUCCCUCUUUAUGGAAGCCGGUGCUCUCGCGCCGUGCCACCAGCCCGACUGUGAGCCAGCAACACCUUCACCAAACGAGCGCCCUCAGCAGGCGGCUGAUUUUUAUGCCCAGUUGUCAUUUCCUGAACCGCCUCGCCAGCAGCCGUGCUCGGCGGCGACUCGUGUCACUCUGCCCGCAGUCCCUGAUCCUCCCGAUGCCACUUUAUCGCAUCCGGUUGGACACACUUCAGGCGACCUUGUGGUUAGUACCCAACAAUCUACUUCUCACCCUGUUGGCUCGGCACCCGUGACGGCGCCGCCCGAAGAGUCGCUCGACGAUGCGGCGCUCGAAGCUGAGCUCCAGGGCCUCUGGGAAGCGAUUUCAGCCGAAGAUCAACCCGUUAAUGCAUCUGCAGGGAGCCAAGACAGCCAUGCUUCCCAGGAUGACAGCCAUGCUGCCCGAGAUGACAGCCAUGCUGCUCAGGAUGAUAGCCGUGCUGCCCAGGAUGACAGCGUCAUUCUUCCCACCCAGAUCCCCGGCUUCCGCUACGCUAGCAGCCAGACGAACAGAUGGGUCCGCCUGCCUCGGCGAGUCGAUCUCGACCAACGCUUGGCCACCGACCUGAUGCAUUACAUCACUCUCAACCGAAACACCAAAAUGGAGGAUCUCUACAGCAAUCUUGAGUUGAAUGUCGGCGAGGGCAAGCGACUGUGUGAAGAGAUGAGACAGCUCUUGAAGGAGCCACCUCUCAGCCAACUUGUCGAACACCCCGGCAACACUUCGAUGGAGACCAAGAGAAAUCUCGUCAAUAUCUCAUUCUACGUACUGGUUUACAGGGGGUGGGGCGCCGCCUGGUUCGGUAGUGAUUGCAGAACCGCGAAAUCGCGGACCUUGUUCUGGCCAGCCGACUCUUCCAUUCUCCUGGCCGGUUUCGCCAUGCUUCUCUAUCGGCUUUUCAGAAACCAGAGGCAAAUGCACCAAACCGUGUUGCGGACUCAAGCUCGAAUCCUUGAGUCCUACGCUCAACUGGCUCCGUCGCCGUCACCGACGCGGUCACCCUCAGUCCAGUCACCACCCAGUCCGUGCGACGGCGCGUCCCCCUCUGCAGACGGCGAGGCGUUCUUCGAUGCCCUCGCCAGGGAGGCGGCGACGUCCAAGAAGCGCAAGCUGGCCGAGUCCGUCCUCGGCCUCGCCGGCCCGCCUCCUCCCUACGAGCUCGAAGUCCCGGAGAAUGCCCGGCUCAAGUACUACGUCUACGUCAAAGACAAGACGGACGGCAGCGACCUUGCCCCGCCGAUGAAGUAUCGCCAUACAGAUUGCGUGCUCAUGCGCGGCGCCUUCUCCCGUCUUAAAUCGUGUUUCGAGGCGGUGGAGCAGGCCCCGAUCAUCGAGAUCCAGACGCCGUUUGGGAGAAAGUCGAUCGCGAGCGAGGCAGACUGGGAUCACGCCGUGCUUGCCAUUUACAACGUGAGGCGUGCCGGUGGGGUGGUGGAGGUUGAUGUUUUCGUUUGAGGCGCGCUUUGCUUUACAUGCGAACCAACUGCCGACCAACUGGGCACAGGUUGAGGAGGGAUCCGGCGACCCUGCCAUCUGUGCUCUUGCAGGGGACCUUUCAGGGGAGACUGCGGGGGGACGGGCUCGGGAGUUAUGCUCGGAGAUUCGGGGUUUUGCUGCAGGUAUUUGUUUUGUGAUGAUACCCGGGCGGAGGAGGAACUGGGCGGCGGAGGAAGUCAGUGGAGAGGAGCUUGGGGGAGAGGUGCUCGAGGACGAGGAGCUCCGGGUGAGCAGAUGCAGCUGGGCAUGGCCGUCAAACGGCAUGACGAAUAAUGAGUGAUGAACCUGGCGUUGAGCCUCUAUACAAGGCGUUAUUAUCUGGCAUAAGCGAGGGUCAAAUGGAGAAUACAAUCCAAGUAAUACCUGC